This is a messenger RNA of Rhodofomes roseus, 1763 nucleotides long. RefSeq lists its product as uncharacterized. The record is from RefSeq and is a predicted model, not a curated record. The transcript has 5 exons. Lineage: Eukaryota; Fungi; Basidiomycota; Agaricomycetes; Polyporales; Fomitopsidaceae. Gene Ontology annotation, cellular component: membrane. The coding region runs from base 288 to 1565 and encodes 425 amino acids.
GCUCGAGUGCGCUCACAGAUUUGACCGCUGCGCUCACUGCUUGGCUCGACGAGGCUAUCCCCGCAGUCCUUCUCUCUACGCUGCUUAUUUGCUGUACAUUGCGCGACCCAUCCCCGCCAGCGCGACACCUUUUCUGCACCGCACGACCCCCUUCACCCACCGCUUCUCCAUACACGCUAUCAGUGCUUCAGGGCUCGCCCAACUGCCUCACGUCCAUUGCUUCUCGCUCUCCGCUCGUCACUUGAAAGCGUAGAGGAACACCUCGCACCUCGCCACGCAGAAGCAGCAUGCCGUUGCUCGACAGUAUACAAAGUGCGGUCACCCGCGUUCUCCCCGAGAAGAAACCGACCUUGCCCAUGCCCAUGUCGACCACCGGAGGGAUAGGGAACGCUGGGAUGAUGCCCUUCGAGGACGACGUGAGUGGCCUUCUCUUCGUUGUCGAUGUACGCAGUACGGGAGGCGCUGCCGGCUGCGGCGCCUUGACAGCAUCGGUCUCGUCGUGGUUACGUAAUGUUCAUGUUCUUUCAACAUCCCACCACGCGUCUAUGGCGACGACUGCAGAGACGGGAGGGUAUCUCGUCUUCCUGCUCUUCAUACCUGUACUCUCGACACUAUGGAUCUGGAUGAUUGUGUCCAAGCCCGCCAUCAUAUUCCAUGCGUCUCAGUCCUUCUUCAACUUCCUGGCGAUGUGUUGCCUUGCGAGCGUCGCUGCGUUCCAGGCGAAGUGGAACGUUGGGCCGUCGGGUCUGACCGGCUUCGCACUCUUCAUUUCCAUCACCGGGGUCCUCUUUCCGUUGUUCCUGCUGUUCGUUCCUGUGGUGUACGAGAAGUACAACAAGGGCGCACGCCUUGCACGCGCGCUCAGCGAGCUCCGCGUGUCCUUCAUCCUCAUAGGCACGGGCACUACCCUCAGCCUCCUCAUUGCGUUUAUUGUCACGAUCUCUGCCUGGACAGAACCUGGCUGCAAGAACGCGAAUAACGACCCGCACGCGAAGCUGGGCGACACCUUUAAGAACGGGCUGUCAGGGUGGUGUGCUACGAAGAAGGCUGGUGCAGUCUUCUUCUGGCUAGCAUUCGGCUUCUGGCUGGCAUCACUUAUCCUCACGAUCAUGCACUGGCGCAGCGGCAAGUCAACGCGGCCACGUGACACGCCGUUCACUCACCCCGCCGAGUUCUCCGAGGUCGCGUCCCACGAAGGCGAUGACUACGGCGAUGAGGAGUCGCAAUACAACCCCAAGCCCGUGGACGACGACGCGCGCUCGCCCUUCGCCGACUCGCCAUACACCCCGCCAUCCUUCCCUGCCGCGCCCGCCGGCUCGUACACCGCCCCAGGCCAGCCACGACCGAGCAUCGACGCGUACGGCGCGUUCUCCGACCCGCCCCCCUCGGGCUUCGGCGCGCCGGGCACUGCGACGCCGCCUCCCGAGGGCCCGCGGCUCAGCCGGACGAUGCAGUACGCGGACCCGUAUGCCGCGGUGCGCGCGACGAUCGCGGCGGGCCAGGGCCAGCGGAACUCGACGGCGUCGUCGAAUCCGCCUGUGUACAACAACUAUAGCGGGUACUGAGAUGGAGUUCACGAACGCCGGGCAGCCUCUAGACGAUCUAUUGUAGUAUAGUAAUGAUCCAUGGACUGCAGACGACCUCGCAACGACGCGCAUGCACGACUAUAUUCCGCCUAUGUUGUGUUAUGGAUGAUUAGGAGUAGCUCGCUAACUUAUUAUGUGAAUCCCUAUAUUGCCAUAUUCAUGCAGCGUUUUUCUUCC